Molecule: messenger RNA, 2755 nt
Organism: Pogona vitticeps (central bearded dragon)
Lineage: Eukaryota; Metazoa; Chordata; Lepidosauria; Squamata; Agamidae
Source: RefSeq, a predicted model, not a curated record
UCUGGCCGAGUCCUCUUACGGUGACGUGGCAUUCUCACGUGUUCGGAAGUCGACCUCAACACCCAAGCCGGGCUAAGGGAGGGAAGAGUACGUUGGCUGGGUUUUCAAACCACCAGCACCAGCAACACCCGCGGCUGGAAGAAGGGCGCUCCUUUUCCCCUUCUGCCUCCUUUUUCCUUCCAGACGAAACGGACGAUGCUAAAAGCCGUGAUCCUCAUCGGGGGCCCCCAGAAAGGGACCCGCUUCCGGCCCUUGUCCUUUGAGGUGCCCAAACCCUUGUUUCCUGUGGCAGGAGUGCCUAUGAUACAGCACCACAUUGAGGCAUGCACCAAGGUGCCCAACAUGAAGGAGAUUCUUCUGAUCGGUUUUUAUCAGCCCAAUGAGGCCCUCAGCCACUUCCUGGUUUCAGCUCAGCAAGAGUUCAAGAUUCCCAUCAGGUAUCUGCAAGAGUAUGCAGCACUUGGCACAGGAGGUGGCAUCUACCAUUUCCGAGAUCAGAUCCUCUCUGGCAACCCUGAGGCCUUCUUUGUGCUAAAUGCUGAUGUCUGUUCUGCAUUCCCUCUCGAUGAGAUGCUCAGCUUCCAUCGGCAGCUUGGCAGCCCCAACAGCUUCCUCAUGCUGGGCACCACGGCCAACCGGAAGCAGUCCCUCAACUACGGCUGCAUUGUGGCAAAUGCUGACACACACGAGGUCCUGCACUAUGUGGAGAAGCCCAGCACCUUUGUGAGUGAACUCAUCAACUGUGGCAUUUACUUGUUCACACCGGCCAUCUUCCGUCACAUUGGGGAGGUCUUCCAACGUAACCAGAAAGAGCUGCUUCUGGGCUCAUGUAUUGGAGAGGAGAGCACCAACGGCUGGCAGCGAGCAGAAGCCAUCAGACUGGAGCAGGAUGUGUUCACAGCCCUUGCUGGGCAGGGACGCCUCUUUGUCUAUAAAACAGAGGGCUUCUGGAGCCAGAUCAAAUCUGCUGGUUCAGCCAUCUAUGCCAAUCGCCUUUAUCUGAGCUGCUAUAGCCAGUGCCAUCCAGAGAGACUCGCCCAGAGCAGAACAGGUGGACCCACCAUUCGAGGGAAUGUCUACAUCCAUCCAACGGCCUUGGUGGAUGCCAGUGCUGUGCUUGGCCCUAAUGUCUCCAUCGGGAAAGGAGUGACGAUUGGGGCUGGAGUUCGUGUGCGGGAGUCCAUCAUUCUGCACGGGGCUUCCCUCCAGGACCACACGUGUGUGCUGAACAGCAUUGUGGGCUGGGACAGCACCAUUGGACGCUGGGCUCGUGUAGAAGGGACCCCGAGUGACCCGAACCCAAAUGACCCUUAUGCAAAGAUAGACAGCGAGACUCUGUUUCGGGAUGGUCGCCUCACUCCUUCCAUCACCAUUCUGGGUUGCAAUGUGACGAUUCCUGCUGAAGUCGUCAUCCUGAACUCCAUUGUCCUCCCUCACAAGGAACUCAGCCGUAGUUUCAAGAACCAGAUCAUUCUCUGAAGAGGGGAAGAGCAGGGUGUUGCCUCUGGUUGUCUCCAGCUAGGUUGUGGAAAAGACAUAGCCUGAAUCCAUAUUCAAGCUGCAUCGCAUCUCUUUGCCCAGUCAGACCAGGGCGUACUGCUCAAGCCUCACUAUGGAGUGUUACUGUAGAUUUCCCCCACAGCCUACUCACAAAAUGGGGACAGGAGCCUCUCUCUUAGACUGCAGGGGUAUGAGAUGUCUCACCCCCUCCUUCCUUCCAGAACUGCUGCAAAUCCUCUCCCCAAAAACAGAAGCCUGGUUUGGCCUGAUGCUGUCAUCCUACCUCACCUUGAACAAAGGACUAGGCAGAAAAAGGCUAUGGAGACGCCCAACAGGGGCUUUGGGGUGGGGUGGGGGACAUGUUGGUUAGUUCCCCUGCGUCUUAGGUGUAUUUAUCCAGCAUACUAGAUUCUCACCAGUCUCCAUAGUAGGAUACAGAGUGUAGAGGCAGUAGAGAUCCCAAACAGGUGGUAGCACCAUGUGGCAGAAAGACUGGUGAAUCCCAGAACAUGUUUCCUUUUCUGUUCUUCCUGCUCCGCUUCUUACUCUUACACUUGUCCCCUAUGGCACUUAAAAUGGGUCUCUGGGAAUCUGCUGUAUAGAUACAUUAUCUGAUGUACUUGCCAAGUGUUUUCCCCUCCCCCAGAUCAUGUUUAUUUGUGGUUUCAAGGAACUGGUUUCCGUUCUCUAGGAUAGUGGAGCAGGGAGAGAAAGGGACUGGCUUCUGGCCCGUAGCUUGUCCUCAGCUGCAAGGUGAAGCUUUGACUUCUAAGGUUGCAAAAUAACUGAGAGGAUAGGGGGAAAGAAUGCAACAACAGCUGGAUAUAGUACGUGUUCAGAAAAAUGGCUGUAUGUGUUUGCUUUUAUUUGAAUGGCUCUUUCCCCCCUGAAGAAUCUCUUCAAAGAGACUCCAGACCAUUGAAAACUUCCCCACUAUUGUUAACAUUCAGUAAUAUCUGUCCAUGAUUCAGCCAUCGGCUUCACCUUUCUGUAAAAGAACAGAGCUUAUUCUUUGAUAAAUAUGCUGAAAGCAGAUGAUCUGUGAUAAAGGUCUUAUCUGUCCCCCCCCCCCUCUAAAUGCUAAACCAGAAAGGCAUCCUCAAAAUGUCUGAGGAAAAUAAACACCCACUCUGGAUCUUGAAGUGCUGUACCUACUCCUGUGUCUUAUCCAUGCUAAACUAUUUCUCUUUUAAAAAGACAUUUUUACUGGGAAAGCCCCCUCAUGUCCUAUGGUGGUUAAAAGAAACAAACAAAC